AUGGCGUCACCGAAGAUCACAUACUCCGGGCCUGGACGUAAAGUAGCUGACAGGAUAAAGGAACAAUUCGCAGUAGCUAAUGAUUUUGAAGUUCGACAAGUAAGGAAAGCGUUGAAGAGAUACAGGCGUUCGGAAGAGAAGCGGUUGGUGAAACAGAGGCGGAAUGUCGUGAGAUCUGAAAGAGACGUCGACACAGCCAAGAAAAGGCGUGUAACUGAACAUAAACGUGCGUACAAAAUAGUGUCGAAAUAUGUCGUUCAAGAAAACCCAUAUACGCAUUUUUUGAGACCGUUAGAAAAAUGUACGGGGAAAAAUCCUUUGGGAAAAGCUACAGUGAAACCUGUGCGCUUGGGAAUACCUCUGGAUACAGCAGCCGAUCUAUAUGCUGGAGCGUCGCCCGUCAUCCGGAGGACAACAUCGCUUUCUCAACUUUCUACCCUAGAGUUUAUCGGAAGCUACAUCCAUACUUCGACACUACCCUCGUUAUCAUUGCCUGAAAUUUGCCUCGUAGGUCGCAGUAACGUGGGAAAGUCGUCGUUCAUUAACACAAUGAUGACAUACAUGAAAACACGUAAGAAGAGUUGCGAUAUUGCUUUUGUAUCGAAAACACCGGGUUACACCAAAUGCAUUAACAUUUUCAAAGCAGUCGACCUGAAGGGCCGUGAUGUUCUCGCCAUAGCAGACCUUCCGGGAUACGGAUUCGUCAAAGUAAAGAAUCGGGAGACAAUAAAGGCGAUGAAUAGCGCUCUUAGAGCCUAUCUACAGAGGAGAAACGAACUCAAGCUAAUCAUGUUCCUCGUUGACGGCAGCGUGGAACCACAGCAAUCUGACAUGGGAGUUUUCGAAAUGUUAAAGUCGCUAGGGGUCCCCUUUCUAAUGGUAUGCACAAAGAUGGACAAGGUGGCGCAACCUCAGGUACCCGGGCAGAUGUUGCUUUUCCGCCAAGUUUACAAGGUGGAAAGCCCUUUCCCUAUCGCCUAUUCAAAGUUUGGUGGAGCGGAUCUGGGUGGUAUUUGGCGUGCUAUAUUUGACGCCUGUAGGGACAAGUUGGACCUGUCAAACGUGGCCAUUUCUGACGCAUAUAAGAGUGUCAAAGAAGCGGACUUCGAUAAAUAUAUCAAGGGGCAAUCCAUGGUAUCCACCAAGGAUUUGAAGAAGCUAAUCUAUAAGAAUUUCAACCUUCUGCCUGAAAGUAUGCAAAGUGCUGAUAUCGAUAGAAUGACAAAGGACGAAAUGCUAGAUGUAUUGAAGGUAGCCGCGGAGCGAUCAGAGGCUAUUCGCUCUAAACCCAUAGAUUUACUUGAAUACAAAAAGCAACAAACUAAGAAAUAA
Messenger RNA from Babesia sp. Xinjiang, 1332 nucleotides. RefSeq names its product putative GTP-binding protein EngB (gene engB). Bases 1 to 1332 code for a protein of 443 amino acids. NCBI's taxonomy places the organism in Eukaryota, Apicomplexa, Aconoidasida, Piroplasmida, Babesiidae. The transcript has a single exon. Gene Ontology annotation, molecular function: GTP binding. The record is from RefSeq and is a predicted model, not a curated record.